AUGGACGUUGUUCAGCCACAUUUAACUGUGAGGACGUCCUUCAUCUUAAUACUUCUGAGUCUGCUCCAAAUGUCCAGCGGGGAACUCUGUUCUGUUCCUUUAUCUGUGAAGUUUAAAGAAAACAACAAAGUGGAUGAUCUUGUGACAACGAUAACUGUGCAACAGGGGGUCACCCUGGAGCUCGAGCCCCCCUCCAACAUCAAAUUCAAGCUCAGAGGAAACGAGCUGUUAGCUGCAGAGGUGUUUGACUUUGAGAAUGGCGAUUCAACACAAGCCCUGAUCAUCUGCACUGACCCAACUUCAGGCUCUACGUUAAGACUCAGAAUUUCGGUAACUCUGGAAAAUGUGAAUGAUAACCCUCCAGUCUUUGACCAAAGCCUCUACCAAGUCAGCGUCAGUGAGAUGUCCCCUGUAGGAACAACAGUUGGUAAUUUUGCUGCCACAGACCGAGACCAACUAAACCAGCUCUUCUACACUCUGACACCUGAAUCUCAAAACAGCUUUAAACUGAAGUCACCCACCACCCCUGACCUCAUCAUCAUGUCGCCUCUCGACUAUGAUACAGUCAAAAAUGUAAACUUGGAGUUGUACGCUCAGGACACACCAUUGACAACAACAGAUAACAGAACCUCUUUCACUGCCUCCACCACCAUCACGGUCACCAUCUUAGAUGCGGACAACAGGCCACCAUGGUUCCAGCCAUGCAACAAGACCGUGAUAGAAACUGUGACUAUCUGCCAGAGUCAAGGAUACACUGGCAGAGUUUUGAUAAAUGAACAAGAGAACGGAACAUUAACGCUGAAACCAGGACCACUCUAUGCCAUUGAUGGAGACACCGGGAUAAAUGAGGGGAUGACAUACACGUUUAUUAAUGGAAACGGUGGGAAUCUGUUUGAGAUUAACGCAAACACAGGGAACAUCAGCAUGUUGAAGCCGGCUAAAGUGGAGGGUACAAUCAAUCUGAUAGUGAUGGCCGCCCAGAGUAGUAACAGAAAUCAGUUUGCCACCACCCCUGUCACUAUCAGUGUUCAGGUGAAGAGCCUCCACCCUCCAAAGUUUCAGAAGCCUCUGUACGAGGGGGUCGUCAGUUCAAUGGGCUCCAUGGCCAUGGAUGGAGAUACGCCGCUGUACAUCCACGCAACAGAUGAAGACUACAGUGAGGUUACAAAUCCUCACAUCGUGUACACCAUUAGUGGGAGCAGUGAUUUCACUAUCAUUAACAGCUAUUUAUUCAUGACUAAGGAUCUCCCAGCCAGCACAUUAACCCUACAAGUGGUCGCAACAGACGGGUCAAACGAUCAAUCUGAUACAGCUCAGCUCAUUGUGCAGGUGAUAUCAGGUCUCACCACCACCAGUUUCCCUUUGAGCACCACAAACAUUAUGACCACAACGCCCCUAGGGGAACCCACCACCUACAGCAAGACCACUGAGGAUAUUGUGUCCACCACCAACCCAAAUGUGACCACUGACAGCAUCUCAACUGCCAUCCCCAGCACCAGUGCAAGCAUAUUCUCCACCACACACCCUAGUAUGUCCACUGCCACUGAAGGCAGCGAUUCAACCACUAAAACCAGUAUAACCACUGAAGGAAGCGUCUCCCCUGGCAGCACAGCUCAUCCCCCCACAGUUAUCAUAGCAUCAGGCAGCUAUGAUCAGGAGGACAUGAUAGCCCUCGGUGUGACACUGGGUGUCCUGCUGCUUGUCUGUCUGGUGGUCAUCGGUGUGCUCAGCCAUCGCAUGAGGAAAGGCAAAGCAGACUGGAAGAAGAUCUACGAAGUCAGCCUGUUUCAGAGCUCUCUGGGUCAAAGCUCAGGUGGUCGGAAGAAGGGUGUCCAAUACACCAAUGAGGCCUUCCAGAAUGAUGAAGAUGGAGGAAGCACAGGCUCUAGUGGCCCAGAAGGGGGAGUGAGUGUGGAGGCCAUUGUUAAGUCUUCACUGCCACUGCACGCCCUCCUGCCAGAUGAUACCAUGGAGGGCUUAGACACGGCCGAAAAUGAGAAGGAGGUGAAACCCAUCCUGACCAAAGAGAGGCGCAUGGAGGAGGGAUACAAGGCAGUUUGGUUUAAGGAGGACAUCGACCCCAAUGCCAAGGAGGAGGUGGUGAUUAUCCCAGACAGAAGAGAGGAUGACAGUGAUGAGGAAGACGAACCUGUCAACAAAACCCCAAAAGUAAAUUUCGAUGACACAGAUCUGGACAGCGGACUUGGUGUAAAGAUGGGGGAUCAGCCAGAGGACUCAGAUGAUGAUGAAGAGAUUACUUCUGAUCUGUGAGAGGAGAUGAAUGACAG
This is a messenger RNA of Pleuronectes platessa (European plaice), 2288 nucleotides long. It is a transcript of the gene cdhr5b, whose product is annotated as cadherin-related family member 5b. Gene Ontology annotation, biological process: cell morphogenesis; calcium-dependent cell-cell adhesion; multicellular organism development. The coding region runs from base 1 to 2271 and encodes 756 amino acids. Gene Ontology annotation, molecular function: cadherin binding; calcium ion binding. Gene Ontology annotation, cellular component: membrane; adherens junction; catenin complex. The transcript is spliced from 15 exons. Lineage: Eukaryota; Metazoa; Chordata; Actinopteri; Pleuronectiformes; Pleuronectidae. The record is from RefSeq and is a predicted model, not a curated record.